This is a messenger RNA of Tetrahymena thermophila SB210, 801 nucleotides long. Its product is annotated as transmembrane protein, putative. The transcript has a single exon. The record is from RefSeq and is a predicted model, not a curated record. NCBI's taxonomy places the organism in Eukaryota, Ciliophora, Oligohymenophorea, Hymenostomatida, Tetrahymenidae.
AUGUUGAUUUUACUAGCAGGAACAUUAAUAGUAAUAAUUAUCUAUGGUAAAAUAGAAAGAUUGAGAUAGAAAUCUAAUAGAUAUAGAAAAUACCUCGCACACUAGGGAAUAGGAAUUUCUUUCAAAGUUAUUUUUAAUUAUUAUAAUAACCAAAACUUUAUCUUUAUACUUUUUAUCUUGUUUGCAUUUCAUGCUUCUUAUGACUAAUAAUUCAGCACUACUACUUCUUACUUAGAUUUUGGAUAUUUCAAAAUAUAACAGGAUUAAUAUAAAAUUGUAAAUGGUAUUCUUUAUGUUAUUUCCACAUUACUGGGAUCCAUUGUUUCAUUAUUUUUAAAUCGGAAAAAAUGGAUUAUAGAAUCUUCUAUGAAAGCUACUUUGCACUUAAUAAAUUUUUAAAUUAUCUUUAAAUUUAUAAAAUUCUUGCUGUUUCUAGUAUAGAUCUACGGAUAAUAAUACUAAAUAUUAUAGGCUCUACAAAUAUUCCUUUAAGUAUUUUCAAAUGCAAAUAUGAUAAUAAUUUUUUUCUAAUAUUUUGAAGCAGGUUCAAGUUUAAUUGAUGAGUAAUCAUCAAUUAAAUCCUAAGGAUUCUCUCUAAUGUGUAACUUUGAGUUUUUAGGUAUAUGUUUUUCAAGCAGUUCUUUACCUCCUUUAACAAAACUAAUAAUCUAAUUAAUAAUUCUAAUUAUGGCAAAUACCUACACUACUAAAUAUUUAAAAAAUAGAUCCUUUGUAUAAUUAGAAAGAAAUUUAAAAAAUUACUUGGAAAAAUAAAAUUAUGAAUAUGAAAUAUCUAAGUGA